CAUUGUUGUGUGAGCCGGAGCAGGGGCGCGGAUCUUACAAAGCCCGAAGACCCCCUCCCCACCCGCACUCUUGGAAUCCCACCCCCCCUUUUAUUAACCAUGUGGAUACCUACGGAGCACGAGAAAUACGGCGUGGUUAUUGCCAGUUUUCGAGGAACCGUCCCAUAUGGCCUGUCUUUGGAAAUUGGAGACACAGUUCAGAUCCUGGAAAAGUGUGAUGGCUGGUACAGAGGAUUUGCCUUAAAAAACCCAAAUAUCAAGGGUAUAUUUCCUUCCAGCUUCAUUCACUUAAAAAAUGCCUGUGUAAAGAACAAAGGACAAUUUGAAAUGGUUAUUCCCACGGAAGAUUCUGUUAUCACAGAAAUGACAUCAACAUUAAGAGACUGGGGAGCCAUGUGGAAACAACUCUAUGUGAGAAAUGAAGGUGAUCUCUUCCACCGGCUGUGGCACAUCAUGAACGAAAUCCUGGAUCUGCGGCGGCAGGUGUUGGUGGGCCAUCUGACCCAUGACCGGAUGAAGGACGUGAAGCGCCACAUUACUGCCCGCCUCGACUGGGGCAAUGAACAACUGGGUCUUGACCUGGUCCCUAGGAAAGAGUAUGCCAUGGUGGAUCCAGAGGACAUCAGCAUUACUGAGCUCUACCGAUUGAUGGAGCACCGACAUCGGAAGAAAGAUACCCCAGUGCAGGCCAGCAGUCACCACCUCUUUGUGCAGAUGAAGAGCCUCAUGUGCUCCAACCUGGGAGAGGAGCUCGAAGUCAUCUUCUCGCUCUUUGACAGUAAAGAGAAUCGACCGAUCAGUGAGAGGUUUUUCUUGCGGCUAAAUAGAAAUGGACUUCCCAAAGCCCCAGAUAAACCAGAACGACAUUGCUCUCUUUUUGUGGAUUUGGGUAGCAGUGAGCUAAGAAGGGACAUCUAUAUCACUGUGCACAUUAUCCGAAUUGGCCGGAUGGGAGCAGGAGAGAAAAAGAAUGCCUGCAGUGUCCAAUACCGGCGGCCUUUCGGGUGUGCGGUUCUCAGCAUUGCUGACUUGCUGACAGGAGAGACGAAAGAUGACCUCAUCCUGAAAGUGUACAUGUGUAACACCGAGAGUGAGUGGUACCAAAUACAUGAGAACAUCAUCAAAAAGCUAAAUGCACGUUAUAAUUUGACUGGUUCCAAUGCAGGUUUAGCAGUUUCCCUACAACUAUUACAUGGAGAUAUUGAACAAAUCAGAAGAGAAUAUUCAUCAGUGUUUUCUCAUGGAGUAUCUAUAACGCGAAAAUUAGGUUUUUCUAAUAUUAUUAUGCCUGGUGAAAUGAGGAAUGAUUUAUACAUCACUGUAGAAAGGGGGGAAUUUGAGAAAGGUGGAAAGAGCGUUGCCAGAAAUGUGGAAGUUACAAUGUUCAUUGUAGAAAGCAGUGGCCAGACCUUAAAGGAUUUUAUCUCCUUUGGCUCUGGAGAGCCGCCAGCCAGCGAGUACCACUCCUUUGUAUUAUAUCAUAACAACAGUCCCAGGUGGUCUGAACUGCUGAAACUUCCCAUCCCUGUGGAUAAAUUCAGGGGUGCGCACAUCCGCUUUGAAUUUCGACAUUGUUCCACAAAGGAGAAAGGAGAGAAGAAGUUGUUUGGUUUCUCUUUUGUCCCCCUGAUGCAGGAAGAUGGCAGGACUCUCCCAGAUGGCACUCAUGAGCUCAUUGUACAUAAGUGUGAAGAAAACACGAAUCUUCAGGAUACUUCCCGCUACCUCAAACUACCCUUUUCCAAGGGUCUUUUCCUUGGGAAUAAUAAUCAAGCAAUGAAGGCCACAAAGGAGUCUUUUUGGAUAACAUCUUUCCUCUGUUCCACAAAACUGACACAAAAUGGUGAUAUGCUUGAUCUUUUGAAAUGGAGAACCCACCCAGACAAGAUCACAGGCUGUCUAUCAAAAUUAAAAGAAAUUGAUGGCUCCGAGAUAGUAAAGUUUCUUCAAGAUACACUGGAUACCUUAUUUGGAAUUUUAGAUGAAAAUUCCCAAAAAUAUGGGUCUAAAGUAUUUGAUUCCCUGGUUCAUAUAAUAAAUUUACUUCAAGAUAGCAAAUUUCAUCACUUUAAACCUGUAAUGGAUACUUACAUUGAGAGUCACUUUGCCGGAGCACUUGCAUACAGAGAUCUCAUCAAAGUGCUCAAGUGGUACGUGGACAGGAUAACAGAAGCAGAACGGCAGGAACACAUCCAGGAGGUGUUGAAGGCUCAAGAGUAUAUUUUUAAGUAUAUAGUUCAGUCUCGGAGGCUUUUCUCCCUUGCCACUGGUGGACAAAAUGAAGAGGAGUUCCGCUGCUGCAUCCAGGAGCUUCUGAUGUCCGUCCGUUUCUUUCUUUCCCAAGAGAGCAAAGGAUCUGGAGCAUUAUCACAAUCGCAGGCUGUGUUUCUGAGCUCAUUUCCAGCGGUGUACUCAGAGCUGUUGAAACUCUUUGAUGUCCGAGAAGUGGCCAACUUGGUACAGGACACCCUGGGGAGUCUGCCCACCAUCGUGCAUGUUGAUGACUCCCUGCAAGCUGUGAAGUUGCAGUGCAUCGGCAAAACCGUGGAGAGCCAGCUUUAUACCAACCCAGAUUCCCGCUACAUUCUCUUGCCUGUCGUGUUACAUCACCUCCACAUGCAUCUGCAAGAACAGAAGGACCUGAUCAUGUGCGCACGUAUCCUUAGCAACGUGUUUUGUCUCAUCAAGAAAAAUAGCUCAGAAAAAUCUGUCUUGGAGGAAAUAGAUGUCAUCGUGACCAGCCUGCUGGACAUCCUGCUGAGAACUAUCCUGGAAAUUACCAGUCGGCCCCAUCCAUCCGGCCCCACAAUGCGGCUCCAGUUCCAGGAUGUCACUGGAGAAUUUGUUGCUUGUCUCCUGUCCUUAUUACGACAGAUGACCGAUAGACAUUACCAACAACUUCUUGAUAGCUUCAAUACGAAGGAAGAUCUAAGGGAUUUCCUGCUGCAGAUAUUUACUGUGUUCCGAAUAUUAAUACGCCCAGAGAUGUUUCCAAAAGACUGGACUGUUAUGCGCUUGGUGGCUAACAAUGUUAUUAUUACAACAGUUCUGUACUUGUCAGAUGCACUUCGGAAAAACUUCUUAAGUGAAAACUUUGAUUAUAAGAUCUGGGAUUCCUACUUUUACCUCGCAGUCAUUUUUAUAAACCAAUUGUGUCUGCAGCUAGAGAUGUUCACACCUUCCAAAAAGAAAAAGGUGUUAGAAAAGUAUGGUGACAUGCGAGUGACAAUGGGUUGUGAAAUUUUCAGCAUGUGGCAAAAUCUUGGAGAACAUAAGCUUCAUUUUAUCCCUGCCCUGAUUGGCCCCUUCCUGGAAGUGACUUUGAUACCCCAACCAGAUCUUCGCAAUGUCAUGAUUCCAAUAUUUCAUGAUAUGAUGGACUGGGAGCAGAGGCGAAGUGGCAACUUUAAACAGGUGGAGGCCAAGCUAAUUGACAAAUUGGAUAGCUUGAUGUCAGAAGGCAAAGGUGAUGAAACAUAUCGUGAACUCUUCAACAGUAUAAUCCCACUAUUUGGUCCCUAUCCUAGUCUAUUAAAGAAAAUUGAGCGGGAAACAUGGAGGGAGAGUGGCGUUUCGUUAAUUGCCACAGUCACUCGUCUCAUGGAGAGGUUGUUAGAUUACAGAGACUGCAUGAAAAUGGGAGAGGUAGAUGGCAAAAAGAUUGGCUGCACAGUUAGCCUUCUGAAUUUCUAUAAGACUGAACUCAACAAGGAAGAGAUGUAUAUACGCUACAUCCACAAACUCUAUGAUUUACAUCUCAAAGCACAAAAUUUUACAGAGGCUGCGUAUACUCUCCUGCUAUAUGAUGAGCUGCUGGAAUGGUCUGAUCGCCCCCUCCGGGAGUUCCUGACCUACCCCAUGCAAACAGAGUGGCAGCGCAAGGAGCACCUGCACCUGGCCAUCAUCCAGAACUUCGACAGAGGCAAGUGUUGGGAGAAUGGUAUCAUUUUGUGCCGGAAGAUUGCAGAGCAGUAUGAGAGUUAUUAUGACUACAGAAACCUGAGCAAGAUGAGGAUGAUGGAAGCCUCUUUGUAUGACAAAAUUAUGGACCAGCAACGCCUGGAACCGGAGUUCUUCAGAGUUGGAUUUUAUGGGAAAAAAUUUCCAUUUUUCUUAAGAAAUAAGGAGUUUGUGUGUCGAGGGCAUGACUACGAGAGACUGGAGGCCUUCCAGCAGAGGAUGCUCAACGAGUUCCCCCAUGCCAUUGCCAUGCAGCACGCCAAUCAGCCCGACGAGACCAUCUUCCAGGCAGAGGCUCAGUAUUUGCAGAUCUAUGCUGUGACUCCUAUUCCAGAAAGCCAGGAGGUCCUGCAGAGAGAAGGUGUUCCAGACAACAUCAAAAGUUUCUAUAAAGUGAAUCACAUCUGGAAAUUUCGCUAUGACAGGCCAUUUCACAAAGGCACUAAAGAUAAAGAGAACGAAUUCAAGAGUCUCUGGGUAGAGAGAACGUCAUUAUAUUUGGUGCAGAGUUUACCUGGAAUUUCCCGCUGGUUUGAAGUGGAGAAGCGUGAAGUGGUAGAAAUGAGCCCUCUGGAAAAUGCAAUUGAAGUGUUGGAAAAUAAGAAUCAGCAGUUAAAGACUCUGAUAACUCAGUGUCAAACCAGACAGAUGCAGAAUAUUAAUCCCCUCACUAUGUGCCUGAAUGGAGUUAUAGACGCUGCGGUUAAUGGAGGAGUUUCCAGGUAUCAAGAGGCAUUCUUUGCCAAAGAUUAUAUCUUAAGUCAUCCUGAAGAUGGAGAGAAAAUUGCACGGUUAAGAGAGCUAAUGCUUGAGCAGGCACAAAUUUUAGAAUUCGGUUUGGCCGUGCACGAGAAGUUCGUACCUCAAGAUAUGAGACCCCUUCACAAAAAGCUGGUGGACCAGUUCUUUGUGAUGAAGUCGAGUUUAGGGAUACAGGAGUUCUCUGCUUGUAUACAAGCCAGUCCAGUCCAUUUUCCUAAUGGGAGUCCUCGGGUGUGUAGGAACUCAGCACCUGCUUCUAUGAGCCCAGAUGGUAGCAGGGUAAUUCCUAGACGCAGCCCAUUAAGUUACCCAGCUGUCAACCGAUAUUCUUCCUCCUCAUUGUCCUCUCAAGCUUCUGCUGAAGUAAGCAAUAUUACAGGGCAAUCAGAAAGCUCUGAUGAAGUCUUUAACAUGCAGCCAAGUCCAUCUACCUCAAGCUUGAGUUCCACUCACUCCGCUUCGCCUAAUGUGACGAGUUCCGCGCCCUCGAGUGCCAGAGCUUCUCCCUUGUUGUCAGACAAACACAAACAUUCCAGAGAAAACGCUUGUCUGUCCCCCAGAGAGAGACCCUGCAGCGCCAUUUACCCGACCCCUGUGGAACCCUCUCAGAGGCUGCUGUUUAAUCAUAUUGGAGAUGGAGCCUUGCCACGCAGUGAUCCAAAUCUUUCAGCACCCGAGAAAGCUGUGAACCCCACCCCUAGCAGCUGGAGCCUGGACAGUGGGAAAGAAGCCAAGACCAUGUCGGAUAGUGGGAAACUUAUCUCUCCCCCUGUCCCUCCAAGACCCACACAGACUGCUUCACCAGCGAGACAUACGACACCAGUCUCCCCCUCACCCGCAGGGCGAUCGCCAAUGAAGGGCUCGGUGCAGUCCUUCACCCCCUCGCCGGUGGAUUACCACUCUCCAGGACUCAGCUCCAACUCCCCGGUCCUGUCCGGGAGCUACAGCAGCGGCAUCUCUUCCCUCAGCCGGUGCAGCAUGUCGGAAACCUCGGGCUUUGAGAAUCCGGUGCACGAACCGUCAGCGCCCGGCCCGGGGUCCGGCUAUCCGGGCCCCGGGCCGGGCCCCGAGGAGGCCCCGCGCAAGGAGAGCAAGACGCCGCCGCCCUACAGCGUGUACGAGCGGACUCUGCGGCGCCCUGUCCCGCUACCUCACAGCCUCUCCAUCCCUGUCACCUCCGAGCCGCCCGCUUUGCCCCCCAAGCCCCUGGCGGCCAGAUCCACCCACCUGGAGAAUGGGACCAGGAGGACUGACCCUGGCCCGCGGCCCAGGCCCCUGCCCAGGAAGGUCUCGCAGCUCUGAGG
Messenger RNA from Sorex fumeus (smoky shrew), 6026 nucleotides. It is a transcript of the gene DOCK4, whose product is annotated as dedicator of cytokinesis 4. Gene Ontology annotation, biological process: small GTPase-mediated signal transduction; cell chemotaxis. The transcript has 53 exons. The record is from RefSeq and is a predicted model, not a curated record. Gene Ontology annotation, cellular component: cytoplasm; plasma membrane. Gene Ontology annotation, molecular function: GTPase activator activity; guanyl-nucleotide exchange factor activity; small GTPase binding. Bases 100 to 6024 code for a protein of 1974 amino acids. Lineage: Eukaryota; Metazoa; Chordata; Mammalia; Eulipotyphla; Soricidae.